AUGGCCAUGGCGGGCAUGGAUUUCUCCAUCGUCCAGACGGCGCCGACAUCGGAUGACAAUGGGGACGGCGACUCGGACCGUCUCAGCGACCUCUCGUCCCGCUACUCGGAGCGCAUGUCGGAGCGCAUGUCGGAGCGCAUUAGCGAGCUCGACGUGGACGCAUACGACGACGCAGAGCAGCCGCCGCUGCACGAGGAAGAGAUCUCGCUCGACGACCUUGCGCCGCCGAUCAAGUCGCCGUCGUCGCUCAUGGACCUCGCCAAGGCCAACUUUGACGACGUCAACUAUGUCCGCGAGAGCUUUGCGUUCCAUUACGACGAUCUCGAGAAGGAUCGGUCGUCGAUGCGGUCGACGGUCAACGUCGACAAUGACGAGGACGAGUCGUUGCAGCGCAUGACGCUCGUCAUGAAGCUCAACGCGGACAUGGACGCGAUCACGCGCGACAUUUCGACCGUGAAGGAGUCGACGGUCGACCUGCACAUGCGCAACCAAGAGGUGACGGAGAAGAUCCAAGACAUUGGCCACCACGAGAACAUACGGCAGUCGACCACCGAGGUGCCUGUCCCGGAAGAACCGUCGAUCUCGGCGCAGCACGAAGAACGCCUCACGAAUGCCCUUUCCAAGAUCAACCAGGAGCUCUACAUGAUCCAGAGCAACAUGGAGAGUGUCCGCGAGAGCACCAAGGCGAUCGACGCCAAGCUCGUCGAGACCGUCGACGUGCCGCCCACCGACUCGUCGCGCGAGGGCUUUGUGAGCUUUCUCAAGGCCGACAGUUUUGAGCGCAACCCGGACGCGGCGGCCCCGAACGGAAACGGGUGGGCCGCCGUGCAGUCGACGGUCACGGGCAAGAUGUACUACUACAACGAGUCGUGCGGCCAAACGAGCUGGACAUUACCGCAGGACGACGACAUGAGCUACUCGGACAGCUACGUGGUGCUGUAA
Molecule: messenger RNA, 942 nt
Organism: Saprolegnia parasitica CBS 223.65
Lineage: Eukaryota; Oomycota; Saprolegniomycetes; Saprolegniales; Saprolegniaceae
Exons: 2
Coding region: 1-942 (313 amino acids)
Molecular function (GO): protein binding
Source: RefSeq, a predicted model, not a curated record